AUGGCGGGCGGUCCAAAGCAGCCUCUCAACGUCUUCCGGCUCAAGCUGGACGGCGCGCCGAGGGAGGUCCUGAACUGGCGACUGUGGUUUGCGGUGCUCACGUUCGGCCUUAUGGGCGCUGCCCGUGGUGUCGACGAGGGUUUGAUUACUGGAGCCUUUGAUUCAGUCGAUUUCCAGCGCACUAUCAAUUUCGAGUCGUACGGCGAGGUCGAGCAGACCAACAUCCGCGCAAACGUCACUGCCAUGGUGCAGCUGGGCAGUGUUGGUGGUGCUCUCAUUGCGUUCCUCUUCUGUGACAUCUUCGGCCGUCUCUGGACUUGUCGUGGUCUGUGUAUCGUGUGGAUUGUGGGCAUUGCCAUCUUCAUGGGCCACGGCGGAAACCUCGCUGCGGUCUAUGCUGGACGACUGGUUGCUGGGCUGGGUGUUGGUGCUACUGUCGUGGUGGCACCGGUCUAUCUCAGUGAAAUCGCUCCCGCGCAAAUUCGUGGGCUGUGCACAUGUAUCUUCACUGGUUUCGUGUACAUUGGAAUCGUCCUGGCCUACUUCGCCAACUAUGGCUGCGAGGUCAACAUGGGAGACAACACGCAUGACCGCUGGCUCGUCCCUACUAGUCUGCACAUCAUGUUCGCCGGCAUCAUUUUCAUCCUCUCCUUCCUCCAGAUCGAGUCACCGCGCUACCUCAUCAAGAGAAACAACUACGAGCAGGCUCUGCACAACCUCUCGCGCAUCCGCAACCUCCCCCCUGACCACCCCUACGUCGUGCAAGAGCUGGCCGGGAUCAAGAACUCCCACGAGGCCGAAAUGGAAGCCACCCACGGCCUCGGCUGGUUCGGCGUCGUCAAGGAGGCCGUCAUGGUCCCCUCCAACCUAUACCGUCUCUACCUCGCCACCGGCGUCCAGAUCCUCUCGCAAUGGUCCGGCGCCGGCUCCAUCACUGUCUACGCACCCCAGCUCUUCUCCCUCCUCGGCGUCACCGGCUCUGAAGAGGGCCUCCUCGUCACCGCCGUCUUCGGAAUCGUCAAGCUCGUCGCCGCCGUCAUCUGCGCCCUCUUCCUCGUCGACGUCAUCGGCCGCAAGCGCGCCCUCCUCAUCGGAAUCACCCUCCAGGCCAUCUCAAUGGUCUACAUCGCAGGCUUCCUAACCGCCGUCCCCCAGCUCGGCGUCGUCGACGACUUCGAGCUUUCCCCCAGCCAAGCCGGUCCCUCCCGCGGCGCCAUCGCCAUGAUCUACAUCUCCGGUGUAGGCUGGGCGCUUGGCUGGAACUCCAUGCAGUACCUGCUCACGGCUGAACUGUUCCCUCUGCGCAUCCGCGCCCUGGCAACUUCCACCGCUAUGACGCUGCACUUCGCCAACCAGUACGGCAAUGCGCGUGCUGUGCCGAAUAUGCUUCUCCCCACGGCGCAGGGUGGUAUCGACCCCAAGGGCACGUUCUGGUGCUUCGGCGCUGUUACUGUGCUUGGUGGGUUGUGGGUGCUGUUUAGUAUCCCCGAGACUGCCGGGCGGAGUCUGGAGAGUAUGGAUGCGUUGUUCCAGCUUAGGUGGUACAAGAUUGGUUUGUAUGGUAACAGGGAUGCCGAGACUAGGGAUAUGGUCCAGGAGAAGAUGGGCGAGGAUCGGGAUAUGGCUGCUGCGCAGGUGGCUAGUAUGAAUGUUGAUGAGAAGGCUAGGGAGGAGCGUAAGGAGAAUGUCUAA
Aspergillus versicolor CBS 583.65 is the source of this 1692-nucleotide messenger RNA. RefSeq names its product putative MFS quinate transporter. Gene Ontology annotation, cellular component: membrane. Gene Ontology annotation, molecular function: carbohydrate:proton symporter activity. The record is from RefSeq and is a predicted model, not a curated record. The transcript has 4 exons. Bases 1 to 1692 code for a protein of 563 amino acids. Gene Ontology annotation, biological process: transmembrane transport; carbohydrate transport. Lineage: Eukaryota; Fungi; Ascomycota; Eurotiomycetes; Eurotiales; Aspergillaceae.